GCCGAGAGCCGGAACAUGACGUGGCGCCAUGCACAUGCUUUGAGGACGUCCCCUCGAGCCGCUGCUCCCGCCAUUUCCUCCACCAUCGUAUUCUCCCCUCCUCCUCCUCCUCCCCCUCACAAGCAUCGCGUCCUCCUCCUUCCUCCCCCCUCAUCGUUUCUUUUCCCAGCUUCCUCAACCUUCGUUGCCCAUCUCGCCCCUCGUUGGAGAGAAACCAUGGCGAACGCGGCGUCGGGAAUGGCGGUGAGCGACGAGUGCAAGCUCAAGUUCUUGGAGCUGAAGGCCAAGAGGAACUUUCGGUUCAUCGUCUUCAAGAUCGACGAGAGGAUACAGCAGGUGAUGGUAGAUAAGCUCGGCCAGCCCGACGAGAGCUACGACGACUUCACCGCGUCCCUGCCGGCCGACGAAUGCCGCUACGCCGUCUUCGACUUCGACUUCGUCACCGACGAGAAUUGCCAGAAGAGCAAGAUCUUCUUCAUCGCUUGGUCACCCGAUGCCGCAAGGGUGAGGAGCAAGAUGCUGUAUGCAAGCUCCAAGGACAGGUUCAAGAGGGAGCUCGAUGGGAUCCAGGUGGAGCUGCAAGCAACAGACCCCAGUGAGAUGAGCAUCGACAUUGUCAAAGGCCGAGCUCUAUGAGAACCUUUUGCGUGCAUGCGUGCGUGCAUGCGUGCCCUUCUCUCCACCUCGGACCUUCUGUGAGGUGAAGAACCAACUCGUGGGCACUGAUGUGCAUGAGAUCGGUCAGGCUUUACAUGAACCCUACCCUGUCCUCGAAGAACUCUUCUCUUUCUCUUGUGUUUUUUUGUUGCUGAUUGAAGUUUGGUCAUUAUUAUAUUUUAUAUGUA
Musa acuminata AAA Group (dessert banana) is the source of this 845-nucleotide messenger RNA. Its product is annotated as actin-depolymerizing factor 1. Gene Ontology annotation, molecular function: actin filament binding. The coding region runs from base 16 to 636 and encodes 206 amino acids. The record is from RefSeq and is a predicted model, not a curated record. Gene Ontology annotation, biological process: actin filament depolymerization. Lineage: Eukaryota; Viridiplantae; Streptophyta; Magnoliopsida; Zingiberales; Musaceae. Gene Ontology annotation, cellular component: actin cytoskeleton; cytoplasm. The transcript is spliced from 3 exons.